CAGGCCGCAGGCGGGUUUGCGAGGGGCUCUGGGGCCGGAGGGGGCUGCUAACGCGUCUGGUGCCGGGCUUGGCCCUGGGCGCCCACCGCAGAGUCUCUCAGGGUAUCUAAGAGAGGGCAAUGGGAGUUCAGGGACUUUGGAAGCUGCUUGAAUGCGCUGGGAGACCGAUAAACCCUGAAGUGCUGGAAGGAAAAAUUCUUGCUGUUGAUAUCAGUAUUUGGUUAAACCAAGCAAUAAAGGGAGCCAGAGAUCGCAGUGGUAAUUCCAUACAAAAUGCUCACCUCCUCACUCUGUUUCGUCGGCUUUGCAAGCUACUGUUUUUCCGGAUUCGACCUGUCUUUGUGUUUGAUGGAGGGGCCCCGCUUCUGAAGAGGCAAACCUUGGCUGAGCGAAGACGAAGAAAGGAAAUUGCCAGCCAUGAUUCCAGGAAAACUGCAGAGAAACUCUUGAAAACGUUUUUGAAGAGACAAGUUAUCAAAAAUGCUCUUAAGGGCAAGAGCCAUGAAGCAUUUCCCAGUAUUACAGAAGUUCGAAGAGAAGAAAUUGAUGAUAUAUAUGCAUUGCCACCUUUACAGGAAGAGGAGAAGAACAGCUCAGAGGAGGAAGAUGAAAAAGAAUGGGAAAUGAGAAUGAACCAAAGAAAGCUGUUGCAUGAAGUGUUAUGUGAAAAUCCUCACUCUGUAGAUAUUGAAUCAGAAGAUUUCAAGAAGCUGCCUCCUGAAGUAAAAUAUGAGAUCUUGACUGAGAUGAAAGAAUUUACAAAACGAAAAAGAACAUUUUUUGAAGCAAUGCCAGAGGAGUCCAAUGCCUUUUCCCAGUACCAGCUUAGAGGUUUGCUUAAGAAAAGCAGCCUCAGUCGGUGCAUAGAAAACGUACAGAAAGAAUUGAGUCAACAGCACACGGGUGAAAUCCAAACACAAUAUGAAAAUGAAGGUGGUUUUGUGAAAGAAGUGGAAUUUAGGAAGGUAGUCUCGGAAGAUACUUCUCACUAUAUCCUAAUAAAGGGUAUUAAAGCAAACGAAGUUACAAGUCAAGACUUGGAAGCAAUUGCAGGGCCCUCAUCAAAAAUGCCUGAACUUACUAAAUCGAAUCAAAUCAAUGAAUCUCCUGCUAAUGCAAAGCUAGUUGAACCUGAGAAAUUGCAGACAGAGAAAGAUAACAGUGUGGCGACAGCACCACCCUCUCCUCGGACUUUGCUUGCCAUCCAGGCAGCUAUGCUAGAAAGCAGCUCAGAAGAAGAACUGAGGAAUGAAGAUACAGGACGACUGAACAUGGACCAAUCUGUCACAGAGGAAGGCAGUGUGUCUCCAAGAACAUUGCGUGCAAUUCAGCGAGCUCUGAGUGAUGAUGAUGGUGCAAGAGAGGAAGUUGUUCCUGUUAGAACUGAUGGAGUGCUACCAGAAAGAUCAGAAGUGAAGGAUUUGCUGCUUAGUAGCUCAGAUGAGGAAGACCAGAUUCCCGAAGUUAAGGAGGGAAAAAUACCGACAUCUGCAGUUAAUUUGUCAAACCAGGUGAUUUUGCAAGAUGCUGAAUUUGAACAAAAGAGUCGGGAGUUGGACAAAAAUCAUAUUACAGCCAAGGACACCAGUAUAUCCAGACUUGAAAAUUAUUCUUGUAUUGACAAUACUAGGAAAGGCAAAGAAGACGUAGACAAAGAAGGAAGUGGUUCCAAAAUAGAAUUAAAUUGUUUGGGAGAUAAGGAUGUAAACUUGUGCACACAAAAGCCAAGCUGUUUUCCUGUACAAUCUAGUAUAGGGGAUUUGAUUCAUGCUGAAACAGCAGACCUUUCUGAAAAUGCAGAAAACUUGAAAAUUUCUGAAAAUGUAGAGGAAGAAGUGUUGCAAACAGAAGAGAAUGUGUCUGAGGUACAAAAGGAUAUUAUAUUCUUCCCAGAAGCAAAAAGCCCUGAGAAGGAAAAAGAAAGGAUAUCACAGUCUGAAGACAGUGAUUCUGAUGGAAGUUUUAUUGAAGUGGAAACUGAAAUAAGUAGCGAGGCUGAGUUUUCUGCUAAAUACGAUGAAAAACUGGGUGAUGAAACAACACUUCCAGAAGCAGAGACAGACAGACAUGAUACUGUCACACAGGACUUGCUGAAGGAAUCUGAAGUGCAGUUGGCAAACGAUCAGAGUGUUGAAAGAGAAGAUGGUGGUAAAGAUGCAGAGGAUGAGUGGCAAGACAUCGGUUUGGAAGAACUAGAAGAAUUAGAAAAUGACCUUUCUGCUGAGCAGAAUAUGCUUCAGGCUCAAAAACAGCAGCAGGAACGUGUCGCUGCUUCUGUAACAGGACAGAUGUUCCUGGAAAGCCAGGAGCUUCUCCGUUUGUUUGGCAUUCCAUAUAUUGAAGCUCCGAUGGAGGCAGAGGCACAGUGUGCUGUAUUAGACCUUACUGAUCAGACCUCUGGGACAAUCACGGAUGAUAGUGAUGUUUGGUUAUUUGGUGCACGACAUGUUUAUAAAAAUUUUUUCAGCCAAGACAAAUAUGUGGAGUAUUAUCAGUAUGUUGAUUUUCAAAACCAGCUAGGGUUGGAUCGAAGCAAGCUAAUUAAUUUGGCAUACUUGCUUGGAAGUGACUACACUGAGGGUAUCCCAAAUGUUGGCUUUGUGACAGCGAUGGAGAUUUUAAAUGAAUUUCCUGGGCGUGGCUUGGAACCUCUCUUGAAAUUUGCUGAGUGGUGGAAUGAGGCUCAGAAGAAUAAGAAAUUGAGACCUAAUCCACGUGACACCAAAGUCAAGAAGAAGUUGCGGGACCUGCAGCUUUCCUCAGGUUUCCCAAAUCCAGCAGUGGCAGAAGCAUACCUGAGUCCUGUGGUAGAUGAGACAAGGGGUUCGUUCAUCUGGGGGAAGCCUGAUGUAGAACAAAUCAGAGAAUUCUGUCAGAAUCGCUUUGGCUGGACUAGGACGAAGACAGAUGAAAUCCUUUUGCCUGUGAUGAAACAGCUGAACUUGCAGCAGACUCAGCUUCGAAUUGAUUCAUUCUUCAGACUAGAACAGCACGAAAAAAUAGCUAUUAAAAGUCAGAGACUGCGCAGAGCUGUGACUUGCCUGAAGAGGAAGGAAAAAGAAGCAGCUGAUGAGAUUCAUGAGAUUGAACUUAAAGAGCAUGAAGAAAGGAAAGGGGAAGAUACUGCAGGCUGUACAGAUCAUCAGGCUAUGGCAACCGAAGUCCAAAACGGAAAGAGAAGAAAACAUUCAGGUUCCAGAAAAGAACAUGUCUGUGGAGGUGGUUUUAUAGGGAAUUUGCGUCUUUCAGAAGCUUCUAGUGACUCCUCAGUAGAGGAAUCAGAAAGCAGAGAUUUAGGCAAGAGCAAAAGGAGGAAAAAGGUCUCUGCAAUGAAGACAGCAGACUGUAAAGAGAAGAAGAGGUGCAGUAGCUCAAGUGGUGAGGAUGAAGAACUGGGAAACGUAGUCAUGGUGACUGCCAAACCUGUGUUUGAGGGCAAAAAAAAGAAAUCACAGAGUAAGAGAAGAACAAAAAAGAAAACAUUUUAAAGAAAAAGUGUCUUGAAAAAGAAAGGCUAUGUGUGGGGUUCAUGACUUAAGCGUUGUAAAUAUUGUGAUGAAUUUUUGAUAAAAUAAUAAAUUAUCUCUAUUUGCCA
Messenger RNA from Strigops habroptila (Kakapo), 3595 nucleotides. RefSeq names its product DNA repair protein complementing XP-G cells-like. NCBI's taxonomy places the organism in Eukaryota, Metazoa, Chordata, Aves, Psittaciformes, Psittacidae. The coding region runs from base 120 to 3488 and encodes 1122 amino acids. The record is from RefSeq and is a predicted model, not a curated record. Gene Ontology annotation, molecular function: single-stranded DNA binding; DNA endonuclease activity. Gene Ontology annotation, biological process: nucleotide-excision repair. The transcript is spliced from 16 exons. Gene Ontology annotation, cellular component: nucleus.